Girardinichthys multiradiatus is the source of this 12272-nucleotide messenger RNA. RefSeq names its product RAR-related orphan receptor A, paralog a (gene roraa). The transcript has 11 exons. Gene Ontology annotation, biological process: regulation of transcription by RNA polymerase II. Gene Ontology annotation, cellular component: nucleus. The coding region runs from base 256 to 1815 and encodes 519 amino acids. Gene Ontology annotation, molecular function: RNA polymerase II cis-regulatory region sequence-specific DNA binding; nuclear receptor activity; zinc ion binding. The record is from RefSeq and is a predicted model, not a curated record. Lineage: Eukaryota; Metazoa; Chordata; Actinopteri; Cyprinodontiformes; Goodeidae.
GCCUACCAUCUAUUCUUCUGCUAUUGACAACCUCUCCCUUUUCAGCUUGCAUGACUGGAGCUCUCACUAGCGCUGCUAGUGGACAAUCAAUCCUACACACCCACCUUCAGACAGACUCGCAUUUCUCAUUUCUUACUUCUAGUCUAAAUUAGAUAGCAGGACGUAGUGUCGGAGCUCACAGAUCGCAGAGAAUUAGUCUGAGGCAUUAGCGUUAGUUUGAUAGCGAAUCUGACAAAAAAAGAGAGAAAAAUCAACAUGGAGUCCCCUCCAGAUCCAGCGAGCGACCCGGGUAACAGCGCCUCGGAGCCGGCUACCCCGGUCAGGGAAACCCCGGUAAACCUGGAGACGCUCCGGAAAGCGGACCAUCCAGCCCCGGUUCGUAAGCAGACCUGCUCAAGCACCAACAGAGGUAUCUCCGUAACAAAGAAGACACACACUUCUCAAAUCGAAAUAAUUCCCUGCAAGAUCUGUGGAGACAAAUCAUCAGGCAUCCAUUACGGCGUGAUAACAUGUGAAGGCUGUAAGGGCUUCUUCAGGAGGAGUCAGCAGAGCAAUGCAGCGUACUCCUGCCCCCGUCAGAAAAACUGCUUGAUCGACCGCACCAGUCGCAACCGCUGCCAGCACUGCAGGCUGCAGAAGUGCCUGGCUGUGGGAAUGUCACGGGAUGCGGUGAAGUUUGGCCGCAUGUCAAAGAAGCAGAGAGACAGCCUGUACGCUGAGGUCCAGAAGCACCGGCUGCAGCAGCAGCAGCGAGACCACCAGCAGCAGCCCGGGGAGGCAGAGCCGCUCACACCCAGCUACGGCCUCUCGGCCAACGGCCUGACGGAGCUACACGACGACCUCAGCGGCUACAUGGACAGCCACACUCCUGAUGGCAGCAAGCCCGACUCGGCGGUCAGCAGCUUCUACCUGGACAUCCAGCCGUCCCCUGACCAGUCAGGCCUGGACAUCAACGGCAUCAAGCCGGAGCCCAUCUGCGACUUUGCCCCUGGCUCCGGCUUCUUUCCCUACUGCUCUUUCACCAACGGCGAGACCUCCCCCACCGUUUCCAUGGCUGAACUAGAGCACCUGGCCCAGAACAUCUCAAAGUCGCACAUGGAGACCUGUCAGUACUUGAGAGAGGAGCUUCAGCAGAUGACCUGGCAGGCUUUCCUUCAGGAGGAGGUGGAGAGCUACCAGAGCAAGCCCCGGGAAGUCAUGUGGCAGCUGUGUGCCAUCAAAAUAACAGAGGCCAUUCAGUAUGUGGUGGAGUUCGCCAAGCGCAUCGACGGCUUCAUGGAGCUGUGUCAGAACGAUCAGAUAGUGCUGCUGAAAGCAGGCUCUCUGGAAGUGGUGUUUGUCAGAAUGUGCCGUGCCUUUGACUCGCAAAACAACACAGUCUAUUUCGAUGGAAAAUACGCCGGACCUGAUGUGUUCAAGUCAUUAGGCUGUGACGACUUGAUCAGCUCCGUCUUCGAGUUUGGCAAAAACUUGUGUUCUAUGCACCUGUCUGAGGAUGAGAUCGCCCUGUUCUCCGCCUUCGUGUUGAUGUCUGCUGACCGAUCCUGGCUGCAGGAGAAGGUGAAAGUGGAGAAACUCCAGCAGAAGAUCCAACUGGCCCUUCAACAUGUUCUGCAGAAGAACCACAGAGAGGAUGGUAUUCUUACAAAGUUGAUAUGCAAAGUGUCGACACUGCGAGCGCUGUGCAGUAGGCAUACAGAGAAGCUCACGGCUUUCAAAGCAAUAUACCCAGACAUUGUGCGUGCCCACUUCCCCCCCUUAUACAAGGAGCUGUUCGGAUCAGACUUUGAGCAGUCCAUGCCCGUAGAUGGGUAACACCCAUCUACGGGCAACGUGGGGGCAACGUGGAGGAGGAAUCUGAGACACUUUACUGGUGCCCUGCACAAAACCGGAGCAGACAGAUGGCAACUUUUUUCCUUGUUUUUUUUUUUUUGCAGUGGAGGGGGGAGGGCAAUGGGGAUGUGAUUGUCAAGGUUUAGUUGAAUUAAGGUCUCAGAGGAAGACGCAACAGAACCCCAGCGGGACAUGAAGAGGAGAUGGGAACAAAUAAUUUCUGUUUGGCUGAACUUGGCCCCUUUAUGCACCUUUUUGGAAGAAAACAAAAUUUCACCAGUGUUUUUUGUCUUUAUCAUGAUGUGCGAGAAAAAGAAUAAACAACAAUUAAAAGACGACCGCAUCAGUAUUAUCCUCCAGGUUUGCACUCCUUAAACAAUUUUUAGUAUUUUCACAAACACAAACCUUUCAUAUUUACAAUACCUAAUCCCUAGAAUGAAUAAAGGCACCUAAGAAAUGUGCACACUUUGGUCAAGUUCAGCCAUUUUUCCAAAUUGUUUUUUUUUUUCUUUGUUUUUGUUUUGGAAGCAGCGAUCAGCAAUUUACUGAGAGGUUCCGUCGGCAUGGUGAUGCAAUCGACACCUCCUUAAGGACAAUCGUUUGAAAAGGAAAAAAAAAGAAAGAAAUCUAGAAUUCUGGUAAUUCUUAUAAAAACGCAAUGAUUUUAGCUGUCAAGGACUCCAUCCACCAUUGUUGCAUAGUAAAAAUCAUGUAAGGCCAUCUGCUAUUAAUCCUUCUCUGGACAGGUGCCCUGAAGAAGCCCGUGGCACCGACGCAAUGAAAAGGCUCCAUUCCACCUGUUUUAUAAUGUACUACAGGGUAUAUGGUCAUAAGUACUUACUAUACAGAAAAAAAAUAAUGUUUAUAGAAUCUAUUUUAAAUAACAUGUAUGAUAUUAGUAGUUAGACCAUUCUUAAUUGUUGAAUUGAUAAGGCACUUUUAUUUACACCUUUGUUUAAUUUAAGACUUGUAUAUUUACCUAGUGAUGUGUUGCAUGUGCACAAGAAGUACAAGCUGAAUCAUGGUCACAGACGUUACUCUCGGGAGCUACGGAUGGUAUUGGUCUGAAAGUGUUCGGAGGGUGGGGGUUCUGUUAGGAUAGCCCAUGCGGCUGCAGGACCCAGAUCGUUGAGGCGUGGAUUUGGAGGCAAACUAAAGGCACUUCUUUUUUCUGCAACAACUGCAAGUGUACUGCAUAAUUUAAGUGACAAUGCACACACAAAUUAGGAUUCUGAUGAUCCCUUAUGACGUAUGUUAAACACUGUUAAAUUAUAAAAACUUUUGAGGUCGAGAUAUUUGCAGGUUAUUAUAUAUUAUAUACAUGUUUAAGCUUUGGAUUUAAAUUCUUGUUUGACAGACUGCAUAGAUUAUGUUUAACACAAAAAAUAUUUUUUUCCCCAUGUGGUCAUAGUGUAGAAAACACAUUGAGAUUGUAAUCCAACUGUUCCACCUAGUGGAAGAUAAAAAUAAAACAAGCACGUAAGGCAGAGGUGCUCUUAAUACUCUAAAAACACACCUACAGUGCUUUGCUAAAUAAUUCAUACCCCUUGAACUUACCGAAUAGAACAUUUUAUCAUGUAACAAUCUUUUGGUGCAAUCUUGAAUGUAUUUUAUUGGGGUUUUAUGUGAUGGGCCCACACAAAUAGUAAAUAAUUAUGAAGGGGAAGGAAAGUGAUGCAUGUUUUUCUCCCAUUUUAUGUUUUUACACAAAAAAGUCUGAAAGUCUAGUGCACAUUUCUAUUUCCACAUUUUAGCCAAAUAGUGUUAUUUUGGUCUCAUCAGACAAGAGAAACUUUCUGUCAUUAGAUGAGAAAUUUUACAUCUUUCUUCCAACAACAGCUUUAAUCCCUCCACAUUUAAUAAAAAUCAACAGCUUUUCCCCAACUUUAUCCCUGACCUGUCUUCAUGAUCCUGUUUGUUCACUGUUUUCUAAAAAAAAAACUUCUACGGCCUUUACAUUAGAUUAGGUUGUUUAUUCAGUAAUUAGGUGACUUCUGAAGUUAACUAGAGUGAAUUAAUCUGAUUUAAGAAAAAAAACAGGCCGCACUUUUAAGAUUUUUCUUUUUUGUAACACAGCUUGAAAGGUUAUUCUUUCGAGUCAGCAUUAUAUGCAUUACUUUUUGUUGAUGUGCCACAAGUUUGUAACUUGACCCAAAAAAAAAGUUCAAGGGGUAUGAAAACGUUUUGCAUAGCACUGUACAAGCCUCUGUCAAAGGUGUUUUUUUUUUUUCCUUUUUCAAUAUGAGUUACUUUUUGCCUUCUUGCCAUAGCCUCAGCCUGGCAGCAGCUUAAGAGGACACAGAAGAAAACAGUGAAGGGAAAGUGAAUAUUAAAAGCCUUGUCUGGAAGUAAAGCUUCUAUUUUUGUAACUCGUUUUGGUUUAAGAAACCCACGAAAGAGGAUGAGGGAGAGGAAAAAAGAUGUCAGGUAGCACUUAACUGUAUCCCUGCAAUAAUUAAGACCAGCUGUUUGUUUGGUUAGGAGGGGGAAGUAUAAAAGAAAAAUGGAAAAACAGUAGGACAAGUGCUAUUUUCAGAAUGCUUUGUUGUUGUGUUUCUGUUUUUGUUGAGUGUGUCUUUCUUGUCAAUGUGGUGGUAAAAAGUGGUUAAAAAAAAAAAAAAAAAAAACCCUGGUCGUGCCAAACUGUAGUCGUUGCUUCCGCUUUCCAGUCUACCUGAUUAAAAUGUAGAAUGGAUUCUGAAGACAUUCCAGCAAUCUCGGUAGCAGCUUCUUGAAAUAUCUUAAAAGAAAAAAGAAAAGAAAAAAUAUCCCUUUAGAAAACCCAGCAAAACGUGUUAAUACAUUUGUCAGCAACUGUAAAACAGAAUCAAGUUUUGUUUCUUCAUUUUUCUGUUUGCACACUAUCAUUCCUCUGCCGUGCAAUUUGCACAAGACGUUAAUGCCUUGUGCUGUCACCCCUCAGGGAAGAAUUGUUGAUUUUCUUUCGCCUUUCUGUUUGAGAGGACAUUUGUUUGUAUUCAUCGUGUUUAGUUAAUUUUUACUUUCUUUGUUUCAGAGAUGUUUUCAUGGGAAGUGGUUGAAAUUAGAAUUAAAAAAUGUAUUACUGAGUUCACAUUUCUGAUGUACAGUUCAAACCAGAUGUUUAUUUACACUUUGUUGAAAACAUACAAACUUUUAGUCAUUGUCUGACUUUAUAUCAGACUAAACUUUUCCUGUUUAAAUAAUUUAGGAUUUCCUUAUUUGUUUUCCUAAAGGUCGAAAUAAUGACAGACACAACCUGUGCUCUAAUUAAAUUAAAAUGUUUUGGCAUAAUAACCAUUGUUACAUUUGGAGGGAAAAAGGGAAGCUUAAACGCCUCCGAACAUCAUCCCAGCUGUAAAGUAUGGUAGUGGCAGCAGUGUGUUGUGGAGGUGUUUUGCUGCAUGAAGGACUGGUGUACUUAUCAAAAUAUAGUUUGCAUCAUUAGGACAGAACAUUAUGUGGAAAUAUUGAAGCAACAGUUUUGGAUUGGGAAAGCCCUGAUCUCAGUAUCACAGAACAUUUGCAGGCAGAGCUAAAAAAAUUUGUGGGAGUAACACUGCCUGCAAAUCUGACUCAGUUACUCCAGUUCUGACAUGAGGAAUGGGCCAAAAUUCCAGCAAACUAUUGAGAGAAGAUUCUAGAAGAAACUGAAAACGUUUGACCAAGUUGUACAGUUUAAAAGGCAAUUCUACCAAAUAUUAAGGAAAUGUAUGUAUACGUCUGACUUUAAAAAAAAAUAUUUCUUUUUAACUUUUGUUUCAUAAUUUGGGCAUUAUGCAAAUAGAAAUACUUUGGGUAAUCCUAACUGACCUAAAACAGGAAAUGUCUAGUCUGAUUUCUUGUCAGAUAGUGAGGAAAAAAGGUUAUGUGUCUUUUUAUAGAUUGUAAAUAUUUGGUUUUAACUGUAAAGAGCUUUCAGCCAAGAAACCCAAACAAUAAUCCCAUCACAUUUACAAACUACAGUUUUUCAGCACAAAACGCUUUUCCUAUCAGAAAAGAAAAAAACACCUUUUUUGAUUUCAGAUGGUGUCAUCAGGGUCUUUACAAAUAAUUUCCCUAUUUGUUAGAAAAACCAAAAUAUUCUUAUGCAAUACUGAAUCGGUUGUGUUUGGGUUGUUGUAGAACUGCUGUACCUGUUCUUAUGGUCCAAUUAUCUUUGGAUAUUAUGCACAAGCCCUCUAUACGACUAGUUAACCUCAGUCUCCGAGCAAAACAACCCCUCCUGCCCCCAGUCUGGAGCAAUGCUAGACAAUCCAAGUUUGUGAAAGAUGUCUGUGCCCCCCCCCCCCCCGUAAGAACAGCACAUAGAAAGGAGGUGGUGUGAAUGCUCAGGGAGGUGGACAGGGAAGGCCCGAGAAGCAGCUCGACGCGCCAGUUUUUUGACAUAGCACACUGAACUUUGCAGUUCCUGUUACGGGAAUUUAAAAAGAGGAUUUGGCUGCUUUCCUUCGAAAUGGUUUGUUUUCAAUGCGUUUUCGCAUAACUACAAAGUAUUUUUCUCACACACUAUCAGCUAAGGUCUGCCAGUUUCAAAGUGCAAAAAGGUGAGCCCAGUUAGUGGCUCUGUGAUGCAUUCUACAAAAUAUUACGAGCAAUAUGCCUUGUGUUGCAAUUACGGGUCUCUACAUUGCCGUUAUUACCCUUUUUUAUUUAACCCUAUCCAUCUAGUAUGUUUACACUUUUGUACCAAGAAGUAAUAAUAACCCCUUCAGUUGAAUUUUUCUCUUCGCAUGUGCUGGUGUGGUUGAGAUAGAGACAGGAGAACAGAAAACAGUCAUCAAACACACUAGUACUUGGGUGUAUCUGUGAACUAUGCCUAAAAUGUUAUGUCCUUUUCAGUGGCGGUUUUUGAUAUGGGCAGUUGCCCAAGGAAACAUUUGAAAGUGGGGCACACAAGCACUAGAUAAAAAAAUGCAAAUGCACUGCAUUUUAUCCCAACCCAGAAACUCAGAUAAUUCCCUGCAUUUAAUUGGCCGGGAGGGGUGCGCCAGAAGGAGUUGUUGGCCCAGGGCAGCAUACAUGCAAGAACCGCCACUGGUCCUUCUCAUUUUUUUUUCUUUAGAUUUUCCUGUUUAUGUGUGCUAUUUAGUCUGUGUGUAGUAUACAGUAAAAAUGUGCUGUUCCUUCUGUCUCUAUGUUGUCUGUUUGUAAAAAGCAAUAGUCUCUGUAUGUGUGUGUGUGUGUGUGUAUAUAUAAAUAUGUGUUUUGUUCUUACAUUGUGUGACUAAUAUUAAAAAAAAAACCAGACAAGGCUUUAAUAAUUACAGAGGAACAGGGUUAUGUGGAUGAGGAGAUUUUGGUUUUAUUUUUAAAGAAUUUUGAAGAAGGGAAAGGUUUUGGAAUUGCUGAGCUGGAUCCAUCCAUAUUCAGUAUAGGUUGUUUUGUUUUGUUUUAUUUAUUAAUAAAAAAAACUUAAAAAAAGCAUGACAUAACGCCUUCAACCAUUCAGCGGUUUUCAAACACUUGGAGGGGCAAAAUAAAGAGCAGGUCACAGCUCCAAAAACAUGCUUUUCCUGCUGUAUCGGUCGGGCCAAUGCAUGCUGAAAUAAAUUCCACCCUUUCAAAAAGCCGGCAUUUUGUUUAGAGCCCUCCAUGACUGCUGAUUGUGAAUGCCGGCAUUAUGUCAAGCUUGAAAACUGCCAGCGCCCGCUGUAAACCCAGACUUAUGAAUCCAUCAUUGCAUUUUUAAUAAACUCAUUUUCCAAAGCACAUGUGAUAAGAUUUUAAGAUUAAAAUUAUGUUUAAACACAAUAGUUUGAAAAGGAAAAAAAAAAGAAAAGAUGCAACCUUUAGCCAUAAUUGAAUGUCAAGCAAUAAUAUAUGUCGGUGUAUAAUUUCUCAUUCUUUAGUGCAUCUGCAUGUAAAUACACCCUCUUAUUUAUCACAAUUCUUUAGACAUUUUUUUUUUCUCUUUUUGUGGACAUCUCAUCUGUAUAUUUGACCAGUUCAGUUCCCAGGUGGAGAACAUUGAACUUGACAUGGCCUGUAUUGCUAUACGUGUUCUUUUUCUCACUCUCUUCCUCAUUCUCGGCUGUUUUUAUUCAUCAUGUUUAAUAUUAUUAUUAUUAUAAUUAUUGAUCACUUGUGUAAAGGUAGCUUUGUAACUUCUGUCUGUAUAGGUAAGAGGAAAAUACUGCUACUAAGGUCUACCCAGUGAAAAUAUUUAUAUGUUUAUCGAUUGCAUCAUAUUGUAUGAUGAAGACGUUUCUACUUUGCUUCCCUCCUUUAGGAUUAGUUUGAUAGAGAUAGGGGUGUGCUAACAUUUAUUUUGUGUUGCCCUAAUGUGUGGUGCUAGGUAAGUUAAUUUUGUGAACCAAGUAUUGAUUCCUAAGCCUGGCCGCCCAAUCUAGUUCAAUUAUUUCAUUGCCUAUUAAUGUAUUAUUGAUAUUAGGACUCGACGAAUUAUAAUGAUUAUAAUAAAAAUGAUAGUGGUAAAAAAGAAAAAAAGUACCCAGACAGUACCUGUAUCAGUGUGCUUGCUCUGGGAUAAUGCACUUAUUUCCUUCUGGCUUAUAGCAAAACUAGAAUCUGCUCAUUUAAAAGCUAUUUAAUGUUGCUUUUCUGGAUUUUUGUGGAGAAAUCCUGAUAUUCAAAAUGAAAAAGCUGUAUUUUUUCUUUCUUUUUCCUGAUUGUAAGAAAAACCACUCACUGAGGCUGUAGUUCGUCAGGUUUUUAAGAAGCUAACUAUUUUACCUCGUGUGUCUGUAUCAUCCCUUAUUUGACGUAGGAACGUGGUACUCAAGCCUCUGUAUGUUUUGACGACCCUGAAACAGCGCUUUUAUUGAGACCAGUGGUGUGUUUUUCUUUAUUUAUUGCGCAACAUAAAGUGUUUUUAAAAAACAGAUAUGAAAUGAUUUGCCAUUUGAUGACAAAAAAUCAACCUUUUUCCUCUUCUCUGUAGCAAAUAUCACUAAGAUAAUGCUCGCAAUAAGCAAAGUAUCACACUGAGUGCCUCUCGGUGUAACAAAAUGCAUACAUGGUUUUGAUUGUCCUUUUUUAUUUUCCAAAUGUGUACUGAUGUGACAAUGUAUUUUUUACAUAAGAAGAAAAUCUCACCCUCACUUGCUUAAAAAUGUUCUGUUUUUCUUCUUGUGUUGUUUCCAAUUGAUUUGGUGCAUUUUGUUGAAAGGGUUUUAAUGUAUAGAUGUCCUCCCUCACCUUGUUGUAGAAACUGGGAAGUUUUGUUACCCUGUUGAUCUCAAAUGGUCAAUAAAAGUUCGCAGAUAAUUUAUUACCUGAAAUGAUCACUUGCACAUUUAAUUUUUUUUUUUUUUUGAUUACAAAAAAAAAAUAACCUGACAUUUCUGCAUUUUCUGUUUGUGGUGUAUUUUUUUGUCACUGCAAACAGAAGAUUUGCUAAUGCAUUGUAUAUUCUGUAUUUGUACGUGUUUGUAAAACAAGCGUACAGCACAUCUGGUUCCUUUUAAUGUUCUGUGUUCAUUGUGGGCUGAGUCUGUUUGGGGUAACUCCACACAUGAAAGUUGGGUGGAGCAGGGGGUCAAUGCUUUUUUUUCAUUGCAAAGCAAUUAAAGAAAAAAAAUCGAAAAAGCCCAAACUAGUGUGUGUUUGACACAGAUUUCUAAGUCACACGUUUGCUACUGAUCUUAAAUGGCGACGGUUGAUCAUGAACCUUUUUAUCCAGCUCUUUUGAACUCUCUUUAGCAGGUAGUCUAAUUCACAAAUGUAGUUUUGCUCCUUCUUGUCUGAUUCUUAAAUAUGAAAAUAAGUAUUUUGAUUCAUUUUGUAAAUACAUAUGUAAAGAAGAAUAAGAAAUUUAAUGUUGUCUUUUAAAUACUUUUCAUUCUAAUAUGAAUGUUGUUAUAUUGUACUUAGAAACUGUACCUUUAAUAUUACCUUUAUUAAAAGUACAUUGGACACAUCGAUUUUAGAUGUGCUUUAUGUGCUGUUAUCCCAUAAUAAAAUUUACCGCUUGUAAUGGGCUUUGUUUUUCUCCUCUGAUUGUUCAUCUCUCUCACUUUGUUUGCUCUUUAAAAAUUAAUCGGUUCAUAGCGUUCUAAUAAGACCUACAAUAAUACAUGAUAAUAUACUUGCAUCUCAAUAAAAUUGGGAUAUCAAAACCUUUACUUUAGUAGGUCAGUUAAAAAAUUUAAACUUGUGUAUAUACAUUUAUUACAUAUAGAGUGAUAUGUUUCAAGAGCUAAUUUCUAUUGAUAUUUUUUUUAUUGCUAAAGAACCUAACUGUUCAUGGAGUGCUCUAUCUAAACAUAUUAUUGGAAAGUUAGGAGGAAGGAUAAGUUUAUUGCUAACGAGGGAAGGACAAGGCUAACUGCUAAACUAGCUGGCUAUUCAAGAGCUGUAUCCAAGAAUACUAAUGAAAAAUUGAGUGGAAGGUAAAACUUUAAUAUGAAAAAAGGAAGGAUAAUGUUAGCUGCUUACAAAGCUGCCUGUUUACAGAUUGCCAUAUCCAGGAAUAUUAAGGGAAAGUUAAAUGAAAGGAUAGCAGCCGACAUAAGCACAUCUUUUACCGGACUGCAAAGCAAAGUCUAUUCCAGAGCUGGGAGGAGGCUAAGACAUUGACUUUGGGUGGAGUCAGUGCUUUAACAACCACCUCACGCAGGCAUAUCCAGGACAUGAGGUUUAACUGUUGUACUCUUUGUGUUAGGCCACUUCUGAGCCAGAGACAUCAGAUUUGCCUUACCUGAGUUUUUGGUCUGCAUUAGCUGCAAGAUGUCAAUUACAGAAAUAAACGUCUGAAGUAUAUCACUCAGUGAAGAGUGAUUCAAUUAACAACUAUGAAUGAAUACAUAACAUAUAAAACAGUGUUAUGUUUUGAAUUAAAUUGCUUUUAAUUUACUUGGAUGUACCAUUUGCUUUCCAUGUCCUUCAGUAAUCAGUUAAACCAAAAAAUCUGACAGAUCUCUCUAUCAGUCUUCGUAACUGAGCAGAAAUCUGUGGGUACCUAACAACUGCAAAAACCUUACUUUGUACAAUUUUCUUCAUACAAGGCAGAACUGUUGUUGUAGGCUUGAAGCAAAAAUAUGCUGUUUUAAUGAAUGACUCCAUUUUCCUGCAAGGAAUAUGAAUUUUUCAUCACUUUUUACCAUGUAAUGCAUUAGAGAUCUCAAUGAGGCUUGGUGAACAGCAGUGCGAUAAAGUUGUAGACUAAUUUACAUAAUUUGAUAUUCUUCCAUAUGUAGACUAUUGAUGUUAUCGUUUUAUAACAGGAGUAAGGAUGUCAUCAUGAUUAGCUUAAUGUAAAAACAGCUAGUCUGUUAUUUAGAUUUAAAGAAAAGCUACUUGUGUUAAACUUUUGCUCUUGCCUUUUUGUGUUUGAGGUUGUUUGCAGUACAAGACAUGUGCUGGAGGGAGGUAAAAUACUGGAGAAGAAAUCAAGGUUGGCCUGCCAACAUGCCAUUGCUCUGAACAGUCUAAAACACUUUGUUAAAAGAGACCGUGAUGAAUACUUUCCAACUUUAUACUCAUUUAUUCUACACAAUUCAACUAAAACACAAACCAAUCUGUUAUGGGGAUGUAAAAAAAAUUAAAAGGUGUAAUAACCUUGUUGCAUAAAUGUACCAAUUCCUUUCUGAAGCACAUUCUGAUUUCAGAUGCAGACUUUUUGAGCUUACAACUACCAUCAGUUAUAGUAAAUCUGAUCUCCAAAUCUCCAAAAACGUUCAGCUGUAUUGGUAGGAUGUUCAUGACACUUCCUUUUGUUAUAUCAUGAAAACCUUAACUUUUCCAUGUUGAUCUCAAAUGGUCAAUAAAAGCUCGCAGAUAAUUUAUUACCCGAAAUGAUCACUUGCACAUUUAAUAUAUAUUUGUUUGAUUAUGAAAAAAAAAAAUAACCUGACAUUUCUGCAUUUUCUGUUUGUGGUGUAUUUUUUUGUCACUGCAAACAGAAGAUUUGCUAAUGCAUUGUAUAUUCUGUAUUUGUACGUGUUUGUAAAACAAGCGUACAGCACAUCUGGUUCUUUUUAAUGUUCUGUGUUCAUUGUGGGCUGAGUCUGUUUGGGGUAACUCCACACAUGAAAGUUGGGUGGAGCAGGGGGUCAAUGCUUUUUUUUCAUUGCAAAGCAAUUAAAGAAAAAAAAAUCGAAAAAGCCCAAACUAGUGUGUGUUUGACACAGAUUUCUAAGUCACACGUUUGCUACUGAUCUUAAAUGGCGACGGUUGAUCAUGAACCUUUUUAUCCAGCUCUUUUGAACUCUCUUUAGCAGGUAGUCUAAUUCACAAAUGUAGUUUUGCUCCUUCUUGUCUGAUUCUUAAAUAUGAAAAUAAGUAUUUUGAUUCAUUUUGUAAAUACAUAUGUAAAGAAGAAUAAGAAAUGUAAUGUUGUCUUUUAAAUACUUUUCAUUCUAAUAUGAAUGUUGUUAUAUUGUACUUAGAAACUGUACCUUUAAUAUUACCUUUAUUAAAAGUACAUUGAACACAUCGAUUUUAGAUGUGCUUUAUGUGCUGUUAUCCCAUAAUAAAAUUUACCGCUUAUAAUGGGC